Molecule: messenger RNA, 2406 nt
Organism: Vicia faba (fava bean)
Lineage: Eukaryota; Viridiplantae; Streptophyta; Magnoliopsida; Fabales; Fabaceae
Source: the annotation of a GenBank genome assembly
AUGGAAAUUGAUCUGAACCAUGAAGUGACUGAAAUUGAGAAGAAUGAUGCAUUAUGCAUUAUGGAAUGUGAAAAAGGUUGCUGUUCUUGUGUUUGUUGUUUGUCCCCUUCCACUUGUUCAUCUUCUAGUUCAACUUCACCUCUUGUUUCUUCUUCUUAUCUUGAGCUUUGGCAUGCUUGUGCUGGCCCUCUAAUUUCUCUUUCUAAGAAAGGAGAUGUUGUGGUUUAUCUUCCACAAGGUCAUUUGGAGCAAUUUGCUUCUUUCUCUCCUUUUAAGCAAUUGGAGAUACCAAACUAUGAUCUUCAGCCACAGAUCUUUUGCAGGGUUGUCAAUAUACAGCUACUUGCCAACAAGGAGAAUGAUGAGGUUUAUACACAAGUUACUUUGCUUCCUCAGGCUGAGUUGGCAGGUAUGCAUAUGGAAGGAAAAGAAGUUGAGGAAUUAGAAGGAGAUGAAGAGGGAGAUGGAGGGUCACCUACAAAAUCAACUCCUCACAUGUUCUGUAAGACACUUACAGUUUCUGAUACCAGCACUCAUGGCGGCUUCUCUGUGCCUCGUAGAGCUGCUGAAGACUGUUUUCCUCCUUUGGAUUAUAAGCUGCAGAGACCCUCUCAAGAGCUUGUUGCUAAAGACUUGCAUGGUGUGGAGUGGAAAUUUCGUCAUAUUUAUAGAGGUCAGCCGAGGCGGCAUCUACUCACUACUGGCUGGAGCAUUUUUGUGAACCAAAAGAAUCUUGUCUCUGGUGAUGCUGUGCUCUUUCUAAGGGGUGAAAAUGGAGAGCUGAGAUUGGGAAUCAGAAGAGCUGUUAGACCUAGAAAUGGUCUUCCUGAAUCGGUUAUUGGUAACAAGAACUGUUAUCCUAAUUUCCUUUCUUCUGUAGCAAAUGCUAUAUCCACCAAAAGCAUGUUUCAUGUUUUCUAUAAUCCAAGAGCAAGUCAUGCCGAAUUUGUUGUUCCUUACCAAAAAUAUGUUAAAAGCAUCAAGAAUCCAGUGACCAUAGGGACAAGAUUCAAAAUGAGAUUUGAAAUGGAUGAAUCGCCCGAAAGAAGGUGUAGUAGUGGUAUUUUGAUUGGAAUGAAUGAUUUGGAUCCCUAUAGAUGGCCUAAAUCCAAAUGGAGGUGCUUGAUGGUCCGAUGGGAUGAGGAUAUGGAGACUAAUCAUCAAGACCGAAUAUCUCCGUGGGAGAUCGAUCUUUCGACUCCUCUGCCUCCUCUAAGCAUUCAGUCUUCUCCAAGACAGAAGAAACCGCGGACCAGUCUGCAGGUUUCAUCGCCCAGUCAUCUUAUCACUGCAAGAAGCAGUGGAAUGAUGGGCUUUGAGGAGUCAGUAAGAUCACCAAAGGUCUUGCAAGGUCAAGAAAAUUCAGGUUUUAUGUCGCUAUACUAUGGAUGUGACAAAGGAACCAACCAGCCAGGUUUUGAUUUGAGCUCUUCAAGUCAUCAUCGAAAUCUCGCGUCAACUGGAAUAGGAAAAGUAGUUACCUCUUCUGAGCUUAUGAGUGUUCACCCUUUCGGUUACGCAGGCUUUAUGGAAAGUAACAACUUUCCAAGGGUCUUGCAAGGUCAAGAAAUAUGUAAACUGAAAUCCCUAACAGGAAAAGUCGAUUUCAACGUCGGUGCUUGGGGGAAAUCCAAUGCAAGUUGCACAAAUUUCAACCUUCAUCAAGCAAACAAGCACAACUUCCAAUCUGCAUAUUUUCCUUAUGCAGAUACUCACAAAUGUGACCAAGCUAACAUGUUUAGCUCAAAACAUACCGGUUUCCUAGGAGAGAAUGUCGGGUUUAACGCAGCAUCAAUAGUUGCAGGGAAUAUUAGAAAUGAAGUUGGAAGAUCUGAAUCUAAUGUCUCAAUUGAGCAUAAGCUGCAGGACAAUAUUUCUGUUUCUUCUUCAUUAAGGACUGCUGAUACAAAGGUUCCGAUUGAUAACAAUGUCAACGGAAAGGUAAACUCCUGCAAACUAUUCGGGUUUCCUUUGUCUGCGGAAACUAGUUCUCAAAAUUUACAGAACACUGCAAAAAGGAGCUGCACAAAGGUUCACAAGCAAGGCAGUUUAGUUGGAAGAGCCGUUGAUCUCUCGAGGUUGAGCGGAUAUAUCGAUCUUCUGAGUGAACUAGAGAAACUAUUUGGAAUGGAUGGCCUUCUUAGAGACUCUGAUAAGGGAUGGAGGAUCCUCUAUACUGACAGUGAGAAUGACAUAAUGGUUGUGGGUGAUGAUCCAUGGCAUGAGUUUUGUGAUGUGGUAUCCAAGAUCCAUAUAUAUACCAAAGAAGAAGUAGAGAAGAUGACAUUUGGGAUGAACAAUGAUGAUACUCAUAGUUGUUUGGAACAGGCACCAGUGGUUAUUGAACCUUCUAAGUCUUCCUCAGUUGGUCAGCCAGAUUAUUCUCCAAAAGUAGUUAGAGUUUGA